GAGUAACCAAUCAGAAACCAGAAAAAUAAUACACACACGGAUAUUUAUUAUUUUAAAGUGAUAUUUUUUGUUUAUUGCUUUAGCAUUCUGAGAUGUAUGAGUAAUACGGGAAAUAGAGUGGCAAAACAAUUGGCGAGGGAGCGAAAUGCGUGUGGAAGAGGAGGAGAGAGAGAAGAGCAUAUUCCUCACCUCGGCGCGGCUUUGCUGGCUGUGCUCGCUCAGACUCUCCAAGGAAGCUGCGAUGGAGACACGAUGAAAUGGACCGGAGGACAGUGGCUGGAAUGCCGUUGUCGUGACGGGACGUUUCUACAACGGCGAAUGCGCUUUUUGGGAAGUCAGAAAAUGUGUCCUAUUUCAAAACGGUCGGUGGAUAUGGAGCAGUAUUACUACACGGGUAACUUCCAGUCGGUUCUUUUUCCUCGUGGUUUUCUUUACAAAAUGUUUAACACGACGCUGAUAUAAGAUAUUCUCGGCUGUGUGUUUUGCUGUUGGUGGUGGGGUAGAUUGUUAGAAAAAAAGAGCAAAACAAAAAAAAAAAACAUUUUUUUCAUUCAUUGGUAGACAAUAUGACACGAUAUUUACAUCGAAACGUUGUGUGUCGGACGCCAGUGCGCAUGCGCGGUAUUGGACGGCGUUAGCUCGCCUGCCAGCCAGCCAGCCGUCCUGCGAUGUAGGCGCGCAAGUGGAGGAGAAGAAGGCAAACACAUUGCAGCGUGGACAUGACGACAAAGUGUCAACAGCGCGGCGUGAAGAGAAUUCCACUCAGCCGGCCAUAAAAGUGUCAAAGCAUGUCCGGGACAGCGGAUGCAGACGGCGUGGAGGGAGCAGUCUCCAAAGUGCAAGUGAAGAGGGAGAUCAAGACCAUCGUGGAGAAUUUGGAAACCAUCCUUGGGGACCUCAAGGAUGUGGCCAAGGAGCUCAAAGAGGUCGUCCACGAUAUCGACACGCUGACGUGCGACCUGCAGCUAGAGGAGGACGGCCUGACGGACAGCUCCAAGACAGAUACCCUCAACUCUAGCUCCAGUUCUACCGCCACCACCACCACCACAGCAUCCAGCCUGGAGAAGAUUAGACUUUUCACAGACGACUGCCUCUUCAAACCUGUCCCGCUGCCUGCCAUCAAUUCCGGGGUGCUGACCGUUCACAAGAAGGCACACCCGCCCUUGCCGCCGCCCAGACUUACAUCUGUGAGAGUCGAGGAUCACAACGGGAGGAGUCUGCCUCACCCCACGUUAGUGUUGUCAGGGAAUCUAUCCAAAGCUAACGGAUCGCUACUGAAGAACGGUGGUGUUUUCCCAUUGAAGCCAAACCGGGAGUUAUUCUCCCCAACUUCAUGUUUUAUUACUAAUGACGGCGGCAUACCGGAAUCGGGCCUGGUGCCCACACUUCCCAGACCCAUGCCUCUGCUCCGCCAUGAACAGAACAAAUGCCCCAAGGCCCGCAGCAGGGAGCCCCGUGAGCGGGUGCGUUUCAGCGAAAAGGUCCAGUACCACGGCUAUUGUCCGGACUGUGACCUCCAGUAUGACGUAGAUGACUCAGAGCUGCACUUGCAGGCCGAGCUGAACGACAUGAGGCUCAGCCCUGUCCACUGCUGCUCGUCUUCCUGCUCCCCUCUUCCUCAUGAACUGCAGAAUGGCGGCCUCUCUGUCUGCCACAGUUAUCCGCCGAAGGCAAACACACCUUCUCCUCCUCCUCUACCUUGUGUACCUCCUCACUCGGCUUCCCUCAAACCUCAGAAAACCAUCCUGCGUAAAUCGACCUCGACCACAGUUUGACGACAAGCCCCCCAUGUUUUAUAAAACUUGAACACACCUGAAUCAUCCAUAGUGUUUUCUACUUAGCCAGCGCCCUCUUCUCCAGUCCAAUUUUUCGGAUUAUUCAUACAGAGAGAGGCCAUACAAUGGGAAACAAAAGGAGGCAGAGUGGCAUCACCAUGGGCUCCGAGAUAUAGUCGACAAAUUUUCACAAAGCGGUCCCCUCAGGAGGCUUGUUUGGGCGACGGCGAAGGAACCGAGCAUCAAUCUUAUCUUUGAAAGCUGGCGACCAACAGGAGAUAAAUCAAGGCUUUGAAUUCGGAGCGUUUAAAGAAAAAAAACAGAAAAAAAGGCUUCCUGGCAUAGUGAAAUGAGGGAGGACAUUCUGAUGUAGUCCUCACAAAGUGACAAGAACCCUAUUCAUUUUGAGUUGAACUGAGUUAUUAAGAUCCUUACUGAUUUAAAAUGAUGAAAAAAAGCCAUAUUGGUUUAUUGUUAAAGGUAAGUCACAAUAUUUAACCUGUCUUUAAAUGGCAACUUGUGGCGCCCUCUAUGGGAUUGUUCUCAAAAUGUUAUAGGUUAAAUAUCAUGUACCAGUAGUAAGAUUAUUUAUUUACUACAAACCAGAAUGCUAUUGAUUUUGAAUGGGGGGAAAAAAACUAAGUUGAAAUUGCCAUAAACAGUGUCAAUGACUUUUUGGACAGGAUAGAUGGGGUCAGAGGUCAAAUGAAUUAGGCUACAUGUUAAGUCUCUUUUUAAAGACAGGAACGCUAUACAUUUGAAAGCCAGUCUGGACAAGGAACUGAGGUCAAAGGUCAGCUCAGUAUAAGGAUUAUUUCCCUAAAACAAAAAAAGAAUGUUAUUUUUAUAUGAUGAAAAACACAAAAAACAAAGCUAAAGUUCUUUCUUGCGUAUAU
Entelurus aequoreus (snake pipefish) is the source of this 2671-nucleotide messenger RNA. RefSeq names its product proline rich 16 (gene prr16). NCBI's taxonomy places the organism in Eukaryota, Metazoa, Chordata, Actinopteri, Syngnathiformes, Syngnathidae. The coding region runs from base 789 to 1775 and encodes 328 amino acids. Gene Ontology annotation, biological process: positive regulation of cell size; positive regulation of translation. The record is from RefSeq and is a predicted model, not a curated record. The transcript is spliced from 3 exons.